Dioscorea cayenensis subsp. rotundata (Guinea yam) is the source of this 1563-nucleotide messenger RNA. Its product is annotated as protein REVEILLE 2-like. Bases 443 to 1369 code for a protein of 308 amino acids. The record is from RefSeq and is a predicted model, not a curated record. Gene Ontology annotation, molecular function: DNA binding. NCBI's taxonomy places the organism in Eukaryota, Viridiplantae, Streptophyta, Magnoliopsida, Dioscoreales, Dioscoreaceae. The transcript is spliced from 5 exons.
CUCGUUUACGUCCUAGUUGCUGCUGAUGGCCGGGCCUGCCACGUGUAUAGGACCUUGUGAAACUCCAGCCACAAGAACUGACCUGUUUCUGGACUUCUCUCCAUUUCAAUGUAUUAAAAUAACACCCUUCCUACGUGGCUCCCAUUGUUUCUCUUCUGUCAAAGACCUCUCUCUCUCUCUCUUCAUCUUUUAGUCUUUCUUGUGAUCCUUAGAGAAGAGAGGUGAACUCUUCUUCAAGGACUCCUUAGCUUUUUUUUUGUGUGAGGUUCUUCAAGCUAAAAUCAUCUUUCAAUGGCCAUGGAUAUUGAGGACAAGAUGUCUGGUGAAGAGGGAAGCUCAUCCAUUCUAGACUUGAGGGAGAGGAAGCCUUAUACUAUUACUAGGCCAAGAGAGAGGUGGACUACUGAAGAGCAUCAGAGGUUCCUUGAGGCCCUGAGCCUGCAUGGCCGUGCUUGGCGCCGUAUCCAAGGAUUUUCUUGCAGAGCACAUAAGGACUAAAACUGCAGUCCAAAUUCGAAGCCAUGCGCAGAAGUUCUUCUCCAAGGUGGUGAAGGAGUCAGCCAGUGGUGGCGAUGGCAGUCUGAAGCUCAUUGACAUCCCUCCUCCUCGUCCAAAAAAGAAACCCAUGCAUCCAUACCCUCGGAAGUCCCAUAGUAUACAAGAAAGAACUAUCCUGGAGCCAUUGCAGACUUCAUCAUCUCCAAUCUCAUUGGCCUGUGGACCAGAUAAUCAAUCACCGACAUCAGUCUUGUCUGAUACCAUUGGGAUGCAGGUUUCAUCAGCCCAUGAACAAGAAGAUGGAGACCAGGACACAACUGGUUUGGAUGCACAAAAGUGCCCUGUGGAAUUGGAUGUGAGUCCUGAUCAUGCAGCAACCUCAAAAGAAUGUUCAUCCGUCGAGACACAAGUUGUGAGUCUUAGGCUGUUUGGAAGGACAGUUCUGGUCACAGAAUCACAUGGCACAACAUCUUCUAAUUUCGGAGACAAAACCAAACACCAAAGUGCAAGCAAGGAUUUGCAGAAUCAAAUUAGUGUUCCAUCUGAAGCUUUGGACCAUGGAGACUGUCAUGGUGAUCAAAUGAAAAUUGAAUGGAGCUAUUGGCCAGCUAGCUUUCCAUCAAUGUUAUAUAGUUUGCCUCAUGGAAAUACUAAAAUUCCCAUGCCGUGGUUCAUGUAUCCUUUGAACUUCCCAUUUCCUUUCAGCCAUCACCAAAACAUUAUUUCUUGUGAACAGGCAGGACAAGAAGAGUGUUCUAACACUGGUUCUAACACCUCCUCUGACACUGAAAUGGAAACACAUGACAAAGAGGAAGCAGCAACACAUGGAAUUGAUGCAACAACCACGGGGUUUGUACCAUAUAAAAGCUAGCUAAUGAAUGGAGUAAAGGUUCAAGGCUCCUCCAGGAUUGUUUCUCAAUUGAUUAGAGGUUUUGUAUGUGUUGUUCCAGAGAAGCAGUUUAGAGAGACUGAUGUUUUUUGUUUUCAUGGCCAACCAUUCCACAUUUGUACAAAUUGUGUGGAUGGACCAUCUUUCAUGUAUAAUCAACGAAUUUGACAAUCUUU